Molecule: messenger RNA, 8077 nt
Organism: Chara braunii
Lineage: Eukaryota; Viridiplantae; Streptophyta; Charophyceae; Charales; Characeae
Source: the annotation of a GenBank genome assembly
AGGGUGCACUCGUCCUCUUUGCUCACAAAGCGGACGAAACUCUUCGCCUCUACAUUGAUUACCGUGGCCUUAAUUGUUACACGGUUAAAAACAAUUAUCCCAUGCCUCGCGCAGAUGAGCUGUUUGACCGUCUGGCCGGCAACCGCUUCUUCACGAAGAUCGAUCUUCGUAGCGGUUACCACCAGAUCUGCGUUGCCACAGAGGACCAGUCGAAGACCACCUUUUGGUCGCGCUUCGGCCUCUACGAGUUCUCGGUGAUGCCAUUCGGCCUCACCAGCGCACCUGCCACCUUCCGGACGAUGAUGAACGAUAUCUUCAGGGACAUCCUUGAAGAAUAUGUUCUCGUAUACCUGAACGAUAUCCUGGUCUACAGUCGUACCUUAGAAGAUCAUCUCAGACAGCUCCGCGAUGUCCUACAGCGUGUACGCAAACAUGGCUUCUAUGCCAAACUCAGUAAGUGCCGCUUUGUCCAGCACAAAGUGGACUUCCUAGGACACUACGUGUUUGAGCAGAGUCUCCACAUGGACGACGCAAAGAUCACUGCUAUUGUGGAGUGGCCCGUCCCCACAUCCGUCAAGCAACUUCGUAGUUUCCUAGGCCUUACUAGUUACUAUAGUAAUUUCAUUCGGGGAUACGCUAGGAAUUCCUACGUCCUUACCUCCACCCUCCUCCAGAAGAACCUGUCGUGGUUUUGGACACCCCUCUGCGAGGAUGUCUUUCGCGCCCUCAAGAAGGCAGUGACUUGUGCGCUGGUUCUUCGCCUUCCCGAUUUUGACCGUCCCUUCAUCAUCACCACUUAUGCGUCAGAUUUUGCAGUAGGAGUUGUACUUUCUCAGGUGUUUCCCUCUCCUCUUGAUUCACCUUAUCCCCAUGUUCCUCCUCCCCCACCCCCUCGUGCUGACACUUCUUCUCGACUGACGCCUAUCCUCCCACCAUGUCCCCCCACUGACAGUUCUCCCGUUACUUACUCCCCAACCAUCUCGGAGGAUGGGAGUGUCAAGGCUCGUGCUGCGGAUCGCCCGAUCGCUUUCUACUCCCGUCCGCUACUGUCUGCCGAGAUAAACUACACUGCCGAUGAAUGUGAGCUCAAAGCGGAUAUGCGUCGCAAGUUCAGGGGUUGCUUCUUCGGUCCAUGCCGCACUCUUCAUGCUGUCAGUUUGGAUACUGCCGCUAGUUCGGUAAACUUUCAUGUGAAGCUACCCGAUUACCUUCGAGGGGCUUGCGUACACGAUGUUUACCAUGGCUCCUUGCUGCGUCCUUACCGCAUACCGUCCGAGCGCUUCGCCAGACACCCUUAUGAGCGCCCUCCACCUAUCAUGGUAGAUGGUCACGAGGAGUUCGUCAUUUCCGACAUCAUAUCUCAUCGAGUUACCGACAAUACCCCUCCACGCAUCGAGUACCUUGUGCGUUGGAGGGGCUAUCCUGAUGAGGAGGCUACUUGGGAGCCCCUCGAACACUUGGAGCACGCCCGGAUGUUGGUGUGUGCGUAUGAUCGUGAUCGUCGUGAUGAGACAUCUGCUCCUACUCAGUCGACUGACCCUCUUCCUCCUCCUCCAACUGAGGAGAUUGUCGAGGACGAGCCCGCUCCCUUUGCGGCCAUUCUUCAGCAGCAGACGGACGCCUCUGCGCGUCCACAACGCACUCCUCGAUUCCCUCGGCCUCGUGGUGGUGCUGUCUUCAUUGAUGACUCAUUCCCGGAUUGCUCUGGAGAUGGUGGGGGUCGAGCUUUCUUUUUGAACAUCAACUUUUAUAGCAACAAGGCCAUGAGUGGAGGAGCGGUGUACUUGAACACAGGGAAGAAUGGUGCUAUUGGGCGAUUCAGGAAUGUGCAGUUCGAGAAUAAUAUUGCCAAGGACUCGGGAGGGGCUGUGUUUAUGUCCCCACAAAGCACGGGUUUGUUCUAUGGCGUGAAGUUCAAUCGGAAUAUCGCUCAGAGUGGCCAUUUCGUCAGUGUGAUGUCAUCUUCGCGUGCAACUUUCAGCAGCAAGCAACGGGCAGAAGCAUCAGCAGCAGCACGGAAGAAGAGGGAGGCAGAGGCAGAGAGGCUGCGUCGGGUGGCCGAAGAUCAACGACAGAAGCACGCAGCAGCAGCAGCAAAGGCCGCCGAUGAAGAACGCGUACAGCGGCGGGAGAUUCUCUUCAAGGAGGAAACUGCGUUACACGCACAAGCCAAGGAUUGGCAGAAGGAGGCCGAGAAUGGAGACUCCGUUGACUACAGGACAAGGAUUGCUCUCUUGCUCAACCGCGUCACGGACCUCCUCGCUACUUGCAUUGCACAGCAGGAGGACAUUCACUCUCUCGACCACGCCAACCAGGCGCUGACCAAGCGCAUACAGCAGCUGUUGGCGCUGACCAAGCGCAUACAGCAGCUGGAGCAGCGACCCGUCGCCACUUCCAGCGCCGGCUCCUCCGACCUCGUCGACCGCAUCAACGUCUUGGAGAUAGACGUGGGAACGCUCAAAACUGUUGCAUGCACAGAUAUGCAAUGCGCAGCAUGUAACAAAACCGAGACACAGCGACUGGACCGGCAGGUGGGGGCAGCAGCCACACCGAGCUCAGCGCCUCAUGAGAGCAUCCCCAAAUUUGAGGGGCUCCCGAUCUCCUGUGAUGCAUCGAAGACGAAGCCUAUACCUUGGUGGCGCCAGUUCGAAUUAAAGUUGGACAUCCACCAUGUCGUCCACACAAACCGGCACGCAUACUUGUACUCCCGGUCAGGAGGUGCCUGCCAAGCAUGGUUGGACAACAUGUUGUCCGCACAUGCAUGCACAAUCUCCGAAUUACACAACUUCAUCACUUGGGCCGAUCCCACGGCGGCAUGGAAGAAGCGUUUCCAAGUGGAACCGCCCCAACAUCAGGCAAUGGACAAGCUGCUAACAUUCGCACAGAACAGCAUGCCAAGCGGAGACCGGAUAUCUGAGUUCCAACGCCUAGAGAGCACGCCCAAGCUGCCGCUGAACUUGGACGGCAUCAAGCUCUACUUCAUCAAAAGGUCAUGCCCAGCAUUGCAAAAUGCGUUAACUCAGGUCGUUGAGAACCUCAACACAAGUGAGGAACUCUUCAACAAGGCCGCGCAGAUCAUUGUGACGAACUUGGAAGCCAAGAACAUUGACCGUUCGUCGACAGCCGGCCAAGGCGCGUAUCAGAAUCGGCCUAAAGUGGUCGUGGUCGCGGCAGCAGCGCCAAACGACCCUUCAACUUCAAACGAGGCUGCCUCUUCUGCCGAGGGAGACAGAUUAGCAGCUGCCCAGAAUGGACUGUUAUCGUCUGUAGGGAAACAGGCAAAGGGCGUAGAAGAGUCAUCAACACUCUCUACAACAAGGGAAGCUGAACAGUCAGUUGCAGGCCCCUCCAAGGAGCCUGAAUCUAAUCAACAGCCUGCUCUUGAAGCCCGGACCGAUGUUGAAUCCAAGGCUGCUGCAGUUCAAGUGUUGUACACUGAGCCUUGGGAGGAGACUAAGGAAGUCGACUUCCACUCUCACCUGGAAUUGAUCUUCUUUAAGCUGCUCAUUAACUGCCGAUACAUCCGUGUGCUGAUUGAUAAUGGCUCAACGACUAACUUAUUUUCUCCUAACGGGAUUCGUAAGGCGGGCCUGGGAAUGAAGCAAGUGGAAUUGCAGAACCCUUGUCAGACCCAGGUGGGCAACCAAGAGGUUGUCACCUCAACACAUGCUGUCAAAGGUGUGCGCGUCACUUUUGACAAGGAUCACACUGUCACACAUGAGCUGAACUUUUAUGUCAUGGACAAGUGUGCUUUCGACGCGGUCAUUGGCUUGGGCUGGUUAAAGGCUUAUUGUCUAAGGACCACGUGGGCGGAUAAUCAGUUUGUGAUGGAGGCACAAGACCUCCCGGGUGGAUCGGGUGGCAAAAAGGCCACCGACCGCAAACGGUUCCCAGGCAGCAACCGUUUUUCAGCGCACGAUCUACUUGAGGAUGAUGAGGAGACCUUUGCAGAGGAUCCUCCUCUUGAUGACGAUCAAGAGCAAGGCUGCGAGGCAUCUUGCUCUUCGUCAACUUAUGAGUUUGAGUAUGUAAAUGACGAAGAAUCCAUGAAUGCCUUCAAGAAGACUACCUUCAAAACCUUCCAAGCGUUGAAGGAGGCUUUGGUAAAUCAUUCGGUGCUCCACAUUGCAGAUCGCAAACUUACAUUCGUAGUAACUACGGAUGCAAGCUUGUAUGGGAUUGGUGCAGUGCUGCAGCAAGAUGACGACGAUGGCUUACGUCCGCUUGAAUAUUACAGCAAACACAUGCCCAGCCACAAGCACAAGAAAGGUUGUUACAAUCGCGUUGCGGAUGCUUUGUCUCGCCAUCCUCAGUACAUGACUUGCCUUGUGGGUUCCUAUGAUCUCCGUAAGAAUUUGAAGGAGGAACUCAUUGAGCACACUGCGAAGGACCCAGAACUCAGUCCCAUCCUUGAGCAGAUUCAGGUUGACCCUAGCAGUCAGCCUGAUUUCCAUGAGUGUAAGAGCUUACUUUUCCUACGUUACGGGAAGCACGAUCGACUGUGUGUACCCAACCAUGAGUCGAUCCUUACUCACUUCUUGGACUUGGCUCAUGACCGGAGUGGACACUUCGGUUUUGAGAAAACAUACGGAAGUUUGCUGCAAAAGUUUGUAUGGCUUGGAAUGAAAGGAAUGACACGAAAGUUUGUGGCUGAGUGUGAAGUCUGUCAACGCAUCAAACCGUCUCAGCAAAAGCCCUAUUGGCUGUUGCAUCCUCUUCCUAUUCCUGAUGGCCCGGGUGAGUCUCUUUCCAUCGACUUCACGGACAUGGGGAAGAAGAGUAGGAAUGGAUAUUCGCAAGUAAUGGUGAUCUUUGACCGCUUUUCAAAAUUUAUGAAUCUGAUUCCAUUACCACCUCACGCCCCAACUGACCUUGUGAUCAAAGAGUUUCAUAAGAAGUACAUUCUGCAGUGUGGACCCCCGAAAACUCUCGUGACUGAUCGGGACACUAAGUUCAUAAGUGCAGAUUGGAAGGACUUCACCUCCCAGAUCUAUGACAUCAAACUCAAGAUGACAUUUGGUCGACAUCCCGAAGCCAAUGGGCUGGCCGAGGAGAUCAACCAGACUGUGAUCCAGCUUUUCCGAGCUCUAAUUGUGCCUGAUCAGAACUCUUGGGAUGAGGAGUUGUCGAUUGUGCAGGGGUUGUACAACAACUCCAUACACCCCUCCACCGAGAUAACACCUAACCGGUUGCACCUGGGGUGGGAAAUUCGCAAUCCUCUAUCCUAUCUGUUUCCUGAACAGCCAUGUGGCUUGACACCUGGCCAGCCAGGCUAUAGCGCUAAGUUUGAUCGUUUGCUCAAAGUUGUUGUCGCAGUUAUGGAAAAGCGACGCAGUGCCAUGAUUAAGCAUGCAAACAAAAAGCGUCAGCCUGACCCUUUUACAAUGGGAAGUUAUGUCUGGGUUAACAUGUCUGAGUUUUCUGAAGAAGAAGGUGUAUCACGGAAGCUUCUUCCUCAGUACUACGGUCCGUGGAAGGUGCUGAACCGAGUAGGAGAUGACUCCUUUGGUCCUUCUUACACGAUCGACGUAUGGGCCAAGGUGGGUGGAGGUGGCUGCAUGGACUGCAGAUGGGCCGGAGAUGGGCCGCAGAUGGGUCGCGUGGACCUCAGAUGGGCCGAGAUGGGCGGAGGUGGGCGGGAAAGAGAGCCGAGCGGUGGUGCACAGAGAGCGGCGGAGAUGUGUGGAGGUGGGAGGAGGUGGGCCGAUGUGCGCGGAGGUGGGCGGAGUCGGCGGAGAUGUGCGGACGUGGGCGAAGGUCGACGGAGGUGGGCGGAGGGGAUCGGGAUUGGGGUCGAGAUCGGGAAGCGGAAGCGGACGUACCGAACUUCCGGAUCGGGAGGUGAGCGAAGGUCGGCGGAGGUGGGCGAAGGUCGGCGAAGGUCGGCGGAGGUGGGCGGAGGUGGGCGGAGGGGAUCGGGAUCGGGAUCGGGAAGCGGAAGCGGACGGAGGUGGGCGAAGGUCGGCGGAGGUGGGCGGAGGGGAUCGGGAUCGGGAUCAGGAAGCGGAAGCGGACGACCGAACUUCCGGAUCGGGAGCGGGGAGAAGAGGAAGUGGAGAGAACCGGAAGUGGGAGGGGGAGGUGGCGAGCUUGCCACGUGGCGAUCUUGCCACGUGGCGAUCUUGUCACGUGGGAGGGGGAGGUGGCGAGCUUGCCGCGUGGCGAACUUCGCUUUCGUAGGAUCGAGGUUCGGCGGAGGUGGGCGAAGGUCGGCGGAGGUGGGCGAAGGUCGGCGGAGAUGGGCGAAGGUCGGCGGAGGGGAUCGGGAUCGGGAAGCGGGGCGAAGCGGAAGUGGGGAGAAGCGGAAGUGGGAGGGGGAGGUGGCGAACUUGCCACGUGACGAUCUUGCCACGUGGCGAUCUUGUCACGUGGGAGGGGGAGGUCCGAGGUGGCGAGCUUGCCGCGUGGCGAACUUCGCUUCCGUAGCGAUCAAGGUUCGACGGAGGUGGGUGAAGGUCGGCGGAGGCGGGCGGAGGCGGGCGGAGAGGAUCGGGAUCGAGAUCGAGAAGCGGGGAGAAGUGGAAGUGGGGAGAAGCGGAAGCGGGAGGGGGAUGUGGCGAACUUGCCACGUGGUGGGCGACAUUGUUUGUGAAGGAAGUUGCAUGUUCUGCCCUAUAAAGCCUCCUAUAGUUCAGCUUGCUGGAAACGGAUCAUUGGAAGAAACAGCGCCCAUCGCUGUUGGCGACUCGUUAAUCCGAUCGUCAGUCGGCGAGGCGCGAAAGGUGACGACGUUGGAACGCGUGAAGUGGUGUGUAUCCCGCCUUCGUCUUCCUGCAGACGACGACGAUCUGGUGGCUCGCCAUAGCUUCACGCGCCCGUCAUUCGUGUACGAGGAGCUGCCCUCGACCGCUCGAACGUCCGCUGGGACAGUGUGUGACGAGGGUCCAGUCGUCCGUCUGUUGUGCUUGUUGAACAAGGCGCCGUCGGGGCAUCGUGAUGGAACACGUGUCGCAGCAGGUUCGUGGCAAGACCUUGAGCAGGGUGGAGAGAAAUGCGGUGAUUGCAGCAGUGUCGGCGGUGGCCAUGUGAUGUCGCAUCGAGAGAACGACGACGCGUUCGAGGACGAGAGUGUGACAUUCUACAGGGUUCCUUUGCAGCCGGAUCACAUCAUCGCAUAUGCGUUGUACCGAUGGGCGAGCGGUGAGACGUACGAGAGCAGCAUGUCGUCAUUCGGAAUAGGGCGCGCAUCCGGGUUGAUCGCAGUGGAGGACGUUACGAGGGCACUCCUGAGGGUGUACAGUGACAAAAUCGUAUGGCCUACUGGGAUGCGUCGUACGCUCAUUCUGCGUGCCUUCGAGGCGAAGGGCUUUCCCAACUGCUAUGGCUGCAUAGACUGCACGCACGUUUACGUCGACAAACCGGCGAACGCUCCUUCGGAGAACUACUUCGACCGGAAGCAUCGUUUCUCCGUUGUAGCGCAGGUGGUGGUGGACCUGGACUUGCGCAUCACGGACGUUUUCGUCGGUUACCCAGGGAGUUGCCAUGACAUUCGGGUGCUUCAGCUCUCCAGUCUGUGGGCGCGUGCGGACGAGGGGAAUGUUUUCCGUGGAGCUCCUGUUGUGCUGCCGUUCGGAGUGACGACACACGGUUACAUUCUAGGCGACAACGGGUAUCCGCCGCUGGAGUGGAUUGUCGUGCCGUACGGGGGGACCGAUCAAAUCCCCGACGAGGAGAGGUUCGACAACAAGCCAAAGGUCGCCAGGGGAGCAGUGGAGAGAGCUUUCGGGAGAUUGAAAGGGUUGUGGAGGCCGUUCCUCCGCACACACAAGACGAAUAUGGACACUCUCCCACAAAAGUUCCAAGCCGUGUGCAUUCUGCACAACAUCCUCCUUGACGCUGGCAUGGAGUUCGACAACAACUUGCUGUGGGAGGUCGAUGCUAAUGGCGUGCGGCGGCGAGUGGACUUGGGGUUGGAUCAUCCACCCCACCCCAUUGCUGAGAACUUCAAUCGGCCCCGUGCGUUGGCGCUACGGAGGCACUGGCGGAGCGGAUGAAACACGUGUGAAGGCGAGCACCGCGUCGUCGGCACGUGGCUCUGCCGUCCUUGUGGAGGUAGUUCUGUGUUGUGUCCAACGGA